UUCACGAGGUUGAUAUGAGCAGGGUGAAGAAAUAUGGAAAGGUUUUCGGCACAUUUGAAACCCCCAAACCUACGCUAAUGAUAUCAGAUCCCGAAUUGGUUAAGCUUGUGCUCGUGAAACAUUUCCAAGAACUUCCCGACCGGCGCCAUGUUACGUUUAAUGACCCUAUUCUGGACAACAUGAUGACCAUGCUCCCUGUCGAGCGCUGGAGAAAGAUUCGCCCUGCCGCUAGUCCAGCCUUCACGACUGGAAAGCUUCGUAAGAUGAAUGGCAUCAUACAGGACUGCGCUCGAGUUGCGACACAGCAUCUGCUAAAGGUUGCUGAAAGUGGAAAUGACAUAAAGCCAAAACAGGUCUUUGGCCACUACACCCUCGAUGUUAUUACGCGCUGCGUCUUCAGUGCAAGGAUUCCGUCGCAUUCGACAGAGGCUGACGAGUUUGUUGCCAAGUCGCAGGCAGCAUUCAAUAUGAAACCAACAAUGGCCAUAAUCAUAUUCUUUUAUGCCUGGAUAUUGUUCCCAUGUAUUCAAGUCUUGCUCAAAAUGCGCAUCUUCAGCCCUGACACAUUCCUGUUCCUCAAAAAUUUCUGCCUGAACGUAAUUGAAGAAAGGAAGCUAUCUGAUGUGAAACACCAAGACUUUCUGCAACUUAUGGUUGACGCACAGAGUUCUGGAGCUUACACCACUGCUGACAGACCUCAAGACUCCGAAGAUAGAUUGUACAACCUAGGCAAUGAACAAGCUGCCACAGCAUCGGCUGGCGUUAGAGCACUGACUGAAGAAGAGGCCCUGUCGCAGUGUGUCGCAUUCUUCAUCGCUGGCCAAGAUGCGACUUCAUCGGUGCUGGCCUUCACACUUUACCUACUCGCCUUGCACCCGGAAGUUCAGCAAAGGCUGCAAGAGGAAGUGGAUCGUUGCUUCGAGGAAAACGGUGAGGAGCCAAGCCUCGAUGACAUCUACAAGUUGAAAUACUUGAAUUGCGUAAUCUCGGAGAGCUUAAGGCUGUACCCACCUGCUGUUCGGUAUGAGAGAACGGCUUGUCAAGACUUUGUUCUCGGCAGCACUGGCAUCAAGCUUUCAAAGGGCUGCAUCGUGGGAAUUCCAGUUUAUGCGAUGCAUCACAGCCCCGAGUACUUCCCAGACCCCGAGAAGUUUGACCCUGACAGAUUCAGUGACGAGAACAUCGGCUCCGUGCGACCCUAUUCGUACCUGCCGUUUGGUGCUGGCCCCAGGAACUGCAUCGGGAUGCGAUUUGCCCUGCAAGCCCUGAAGAUGUGCCUGCUCCAUGUGGUCCACAGUGUGGAACUAGUGCAGACGGAGAACACAAAGGUCCCACUGAAGAUGGUCGUGAGCUUUGGUCUGCUGACUGCUGAAGACAUCACCAUUGGUGUGAGGAAGAGAAGACGUCUCUGAACUUCACAUCUGGAUGAACACCUCUGCAUGCCCUAGACCAGGGGUCUCAAACACACGUCCCACAGGUCGCCAGAGCUUUUCAUUCAUACCAGUUGUGAAACUGUGUUCCGAAACACGGACAUGCCUGUGGCCGAUUCUGCGGGGGCCUGCAGAUUGUCGCGCUAUCUGAGAGCAGCAAUAGAAAAUACUAAAGCGCCGUGGAACCGCCCCUGCUAGCGCUUCUCAUGAGCUGCUAAAUGCUGCACGCAGUGCAGGCGUCGCGAGCGUUUGUUAGUUUAUUUUUUAAUCAACAGAUGAUGCACCAAUCAGCAGACCUCCGCGAAUUUGGCCAAUGGCGUGUCCGGAUUUUGAUACAUGGGGCCUAUUGGGGAGCUUCGCAACUUGUAUGACUGAAGAGCUCUGGCAGGCCAC
Molecule: messenger RNA, 1823 nt
Organism: Rhipicephalus sanguineus (brown dog tick)
Lineage: Eukaryota; Metazoa; Arthropoda; Arachnida; Ixodida; Ixodidae
Product: cytochrome P450 3A8-like
Molecular function (GO): oxidoreductase activity, acting on paired donors, with incorporation or reduction of molecular oxygen; heme binding; monooxygenase activity
Source: RefSeq, a predicted model, not a curated record